Molecule: messenger RNA, 4762 nt
Organism: Cylas formicarius (sweet potato weevil)
Lineage: Eukaryota; Metazoa; Arthropoda; Insecta; Coleoptera; Brentidae
Gene: Ac3
Product: adenylate cyclase type 3
Exons: 21
Coding region: 380-3628 (1082 amino acids)
Biological process (GO): adenylate cyclase-activating G protein-coupled receptor signaling pathway; intracellular signal transduction; cAMP biosynthetic process
Cellular component (GO): plasma membrane
Molecular function (GO): adenylate cyclase activity
Source: RefSeq, a predicted model, not a curated record
UCGGUUACCGGACUCGGUACGGUAUAUCGGGCCGGAUCGAUAAUGUUCGAGUGAUGAAAAAAGGUUAUGUGGACUGUUACGGUCACGUGAUAAUUGUUAUUAUCGUCGACGGGGCAACUUGGACUGGUUUUAAUGACCAUUGUUAAUAAUUUCUAUUUUUUCAUGGGCAUAGAUUUCCUAGGACAUUGAAACUUCAUGCCACAAAAAAGUCAAUCGAUGCCGAGACAACGGUCAUACAAAAUAAUAAUCUCCCCCAGAAAAAUUAUGGCCAAACUUCUCGAAAGAAAAACGAACUCCCAACUGCCUAGCGCGAAGCCACAUUAAAAACAAAAUAACGUAAGGUCCCCCCCAUUCCUUUCGCCACAAAAUCAAUUUCAAAAUGAAAGAUCAACAAAAAGAUGGCCGCGCCUCGAGCAAAAUGAGGGAAGUGUGUCAUUUAUUCAGCACAUUCAAGGACAAAUCGCUCGAAUGGCUUUACCAGAGUUUCAGUGUCAAACAGAAAAGAGCAGGACUGCAGUGUUUCCUGGUCACGGCGAUUUUAUUCGACAUCUAUAUGCUCGUGGUCCCAAACGCACAAGAUGUUGGCACCUACACAUUCAUGGCUGUGUUCUUGGUAAUGAACACGUUUCUGCUCAUAUGGUGCAAAAAAGGUUUUGAAAACGAAGUCUUAUGGGCAGCAUUUCCGCAUGUCAGUUGGCAUAUCGCCAACACCCAAGUCUUAGCCGCACUUUUCCUAAAUAAAAACGAUGUAACCUCCAGAGAUAGCCUGGGAUGGGUGUUACUUCUCGACUACCUUGUAUACGUCACGCUGCCGUUGAGGCUAAGAUAUUGUUUCAUUCUAAGUGUAAUGACGUGUCUUUCGUAUACUGCGGCGCUAAUCUAUCUCACCGUAUCGGAUCUUCAUAUGAUUGAACAGCAUGUUGCAAACGUGGUUUUAUUGAUAACCUCCAAUAUCCUCGGUCUUACGUCCUACCUUCUGGAGGACAAACAGCAGAGGCGUGCUUUCUUGGAAACGAGACAAUCCUUAGAAGUUAAGCUCGUCAUUGAAGAACAAAGUGCCGAACAAGAACGGUUGUUGCUGUCUGUCCUGCCGGAACACGUUGCGGUCCAAAUGAGGCAGGACCUCGACCAAGCCGACAGUCAGUUUAAGAAAAUUUACAUGAGUCGGCAUGAAAAUGUCAGCAUUCUGUAUGCCGACAUCGUGGGGUUUACCGCCAUCUCGUCCACCUAUUCCGCACAAGAGCUCGUGAAAAUGCUGAAUGAAUUAUUUGCACGCUUCGACAAGCUCGCAGAGAAAUAUCAUCAGCUGCGGAUAAAAAUACUAGGCGACUGCUACUAUUGCAUCAGCGGUGCCCCAGUGGAGCGUCCCGACCACGCUGUCCUCUGCGUUCAUAUGGGUCUGUCGAUGGUAAAAGCUAUCAAAUAUGUACAACAAACUGCGAAUUCACCGGUAGACAUGAGGGUGGGAAUACAUACGGGGGCGGUUCUGGCUGGCGUAUUGGGGCAGAGACAGUGGCAAUUUGACGUUUAUUCGAAAGACGUCGAACUGGCCAACAAAAUGGAGAGCAGCGGUCUAGCGGGGCGAGUUCAUAUUUCUGCCACAACAUUGUCGUUCCUGAGCGGGGAAUUUGAAGUGGAACCCGCGUACGGCGAAAAAAGGGACGAAGCACUGAGGAUAGCCGGCCUAAAAACGUAUUUCAUUGUGAGAGUUUUGAAGCCGUUUGAACCCCAAAUGGAUGUUCAGAAUGGCGAUACGAUUAUUCCCGACGCCGAUAGUUGUGUGAUAUCGGACCUUAAAGGGGACAAAGAGGACCAGGCAAAUGGCAUAGAGUCAAACAGAGCGAGAGAAGACUCCGCAGACUUCAAAAUCCGACUCCGCAAAGAGUUAGUUAACCGAGACGGCCACAAGGAAUUGUCUAAAAACACAAAGUUUGUUAGUCUGGCCUUCACAGAUCCCCAAAAGGAAAAAUCAUAUCACGUUCAUACGGAAACGUUUUCUAGUUUUACGUUGUUCAUGUUUUUCAUAGUGAGAUUAGCGAUAGGACUGAGUAUGUUUAUAGUAUUGCCGAGCGACCUCUCUGUAGAUAUUACCUAUUGCGUGGAAAAUGUAGUGUUUAUAAUCCUAGUUUUGAUAGCCAUAGCAGAGGAAUUUCCAGCUGUGUCAAGAUGUUGGACAACGUUUAAAGAGUCCAUGCUACUUAGACGAAUACUGUCAACAAUGUGCGUUAUUCUCAUAGGUACUAUCAACGUUGUAGAUACGAUUUCCUGCGUUCGAAUUCAGGAAGCCACGAACCGAGAAAAUUGUUCAGACACGGACAAUAUUAACGAGGCCUGCUUAUAUCCAUCCUACUUCACGUACUUUGCCGUCUUGAUACUCAUUGCGUCGUCGUUGCCGGCCUGCCUCUCGUACUUGUGGAAAACUUUUUUAAUGGUUAUUAUUUCGGCCUCACAAUGCUUUGUGAAUAUCUUUGUGCUGCCAGACACACUCGACUGCGGCGAAAGCGAGGAUUACGGAACACACUGGACCAGUUUAACGAAGGGGAAAUCCUCGCUGUCUGGUCUUCUGCUCACCGCAACUCUGGCUUUAGCGUUCCUGGCGAGACACAUGGAGCAGGUAGCUAGAGUUUUGUUCCUCUGGCGCUCGGAAGUCGAGGAGCAACGCCACUGUGCGGAAGAUAUGAAACGGAGGAACGAAGCUCUGGUGUAUAACAUUUUACCGCCGCACGUGGCGGCUCAUUUUAUGGGAAAUAAAAACAGAAGUCAUGACGAACUAUACUCCCAGAGUUACGCGGAGGUGGGGGUUUUGUUCGCCUCGAUGCCUAAUUUUUCAGACUUUUAUUCAGAAGAAACUGUAAAUAAUCAGGGGUUAGAAUGUUUGAGGUUUCUAAACGAAGUAAUUUCAGAUUUCGAUGCGCUGUUAGAGCUUCCCCAAUAUCAAGAUAACAUAAUAAAAAUAAAGACAAUCGGCUCGACUUACAUGGCAGCCAGUGGCCUAAAUCCAACGAGACAAAUAAAGCCCGACGACCCAACCGAAAUUAGAUGGGCUCACCUCGCCCUACUAGUAGAAUUCGCGCUUGAUUUGAAAAAAGCGUUGCAGAGCAUCAACGAGCAGUCAUUCAACCACUUCGUGUUGAAGUUAGGUAUAAACCACGGUCCUAUCACUGCUGGGGUUAUAGGGGCUCGCAAACCCCAUUACGAUAUUUGGGGUAACACUGUUAACGUUGCCUCAAGGAUGGAAAGCACUGGCAAAGUCGGAUGCAUUCAAGUUACCGAAGAGACCUGCCAGAUUCUGCAGGCGUUCGGUUAUCAGUUCGAGCAACGAGGCUUGGUGGCGGUAAAAGGCAAAGGCCAGCUAAUGACAUACUAUCUGUUAGGAAAGGCCGGUAAGAUCACUCCGCCAACGGUUCCUGUCUCUCCUGAAAUCGGAGUCUCAACCAUGGAAACUGUAAACGAAGAAGACGAAUCGUCGAAGUCGGACGAGAAAACUGUUAUUGAAUGCUCCGACAAAGUAGACGACGAAGUUUUCAAUUUUGAAACGGAAAACUCUGAGCAGGAACAAAAGGAGGACGAAAACCAGUCGAAGGAUUCGAAUGAAGCCACUUUGCUAUUGAGUAACUGCGAUUCCUAAUUUCUAUUAUAUUGAUUGAGGUGAUUAUUUAACGCGAGAAUUUUACGUAUUCUAACUAGCUGUACUAGGUUGUGAAUAAUUCCUAAAUAAGCAAGGCGGGGAAGAUGUUUGUAAAAAAAUAUAAAACGCGAGAAUGUAUAUAAAUAAAUUGAUCUGGAAGCAUCUAAAAACGUUCAUCGUAAAACCCCUAUAGUACUAAGUUGUAUACAGCUGAAAUAGGAGCCAACUAGGGACAAGGUACAAUCAUGGAUCUCCAAUAGGAUCUAGGAUUCGAGUUUUAUGAUUGUUUAACAUAUCGUAAUGAUUUCGUAGUUGUUUUUUUUAAUUAAUUUUCUAAAGGGUUGUUUGCUCUCCAUUAGAUACAUACGUAGUAAUCUUGAAUAAUCAAUACUCAAUAUAGAAGUUUUAACACGUUUUUAAAGUCAUUUUGGGAUUGAUAUGUACAUUACCGUCAAUGGUGGUUGCAAACACAUUAAAUUCAAAAGACAAAAGGAAAUUCAUUGAGCCAUUGAAAUAUGGAGGGGAUUACUAUAUUACUAUAUAUUCAAAACAUCGUAGAGAGUUUAUUGAUUACAUGUCUAAUGAGAACUUUAAAAUUGUAUUUUUAGUACAUCUGCAAUUAACUAGAACUCUCAAUUAUAUAUAUUUUUCAAUUUUUAGCUUAAUUUGAUUACUGUAAGAUAGCAGACCUAGCAAUGAUUUAAGAGAUCCUAAAGUAAUUUUUACAGGUUUUUAGUGAAAUCGAAAGCAAAUCUAUAAUUUUACUUGUUUAACUCUAAAAUAUAACUUUAAUAGCCGUUGUUACAAGCUCAACAACGCCGAAGUUAAAUAUUGGUAGCAAAAACCUGACGUGUUAAAACGUAGAAACUAACUAACUAAAACUAAAAAUAAAUGAAACUCUGUAUCGAUAUGCUCAGAACGAUAUUUAUACCUAAAUCCUUUUUUAUAUAUGGCAAAUCUGCUUACUGUACAACCUGACCUACACCUAAAUUAUUGGUACUGAUAUUUUUUGAUCAAUAUUUAUGUUUAAACUACGGGAUCAAAUAAAAACGCUAAGUAACUGCAUAUAAUUUCGAAACGCACUUAAAGAAAUCUUGCCAACUGUGUAGACUAAGGUGUUAUUAGUAACAAUAA